This is a messenger RNA of Drosophila pseudoobscura, 2547 nucleotides long. It is a transcript of the gene Dbx, whose product is annotated as homeobox protein Dbx. The transcript is spliced from 5 exons. The record is from RefSeq and is a predicted model, not a curated record. NCBI's taxonomy places the organism in Eukaryota, Metazoa, Arthropoda, Insecta, Diptera, Drosophilidae. Gene Ontology annotation, biological process: regulation of transcription by RNA polymerase II. Bases 118 to 2427 code for a protein of 769 amino acids. Gene Ontology annotation, molecular function: DNA-binding transcription factor activity, RNA polymerase II-specific; DNA binding.
UGAACGGGCUCUGCGUUCAGUUCGAUUUGAGCACUCGACGCGAACGCGACGGCCCCUGACGGGAAAGAUAUUAAGAAGAACCUUGUAGCGAAGGACUCCCAGCUAGAAUCGAGCGUAAUGUCAACGGCCUUCCUCGUGGACAGUCUCCUGCAUGCCCAGCAGACAUACACGGAGAGCCAGCUGAAGUCCAGCCUGAGUGAGAUGCUCCUGUCCCGUCGUGCCGGGGAGUCGACCGCGGAGCAGGCGGCGGAGUCGGUAUCCCCCGCGGAGCAGCGGCCGGACAGCUGCAGCUGCUCGAAACGAGGCUACAAGUGUGAUAAGUGCCGUGCCGAUCACCGGGACGAUCACCGGGCCGACCACCGGGCCGAGAGUGUCGACAGCAUCGAGGAGAUGGACGACGAUGAAGACUCAUCGGCAGAUGAGAUCGUGGCCGACAUUGAGGAGGAGCCGCACAUGGAUGACGAAGAAAUGGAUGAUGAGGAGGUACAGGCAAUCAAAUUGCCCAAGGUGGAGCCCAAGGAGACCACCAUCCCAGCGACAGCCACCACCACCAUCCUAAAGGAUAACAACAGCAAACCCAUUCUCAAGUUCAGUGUCAGCGCCAUCCUGGGCGAUACCCGGGAGGGAGUCCGCGUUAGGAAUGAAUUCAUGCAACCGCAGCAUAUAUGGCCUUAUCUACAACAAAACUUUAUGCAACAACACACCCAUCAAUAUCACCAACACCAUCAGCAGCAGCAGCAGCAGCAACAGCAGCAGCAUCCACAGUUGCAAGUGCCAACGCAUGCACAUCCGCAUCACCAUCAGCCGCAUCAUCACCAUCAUGGGCCUGGGCAUGCCCAUUUUCCACAUCCCGCAUUUCUAACGCAUCAACUGGCGGGGCAUCAGCAGCAUCCACAUCCACAGCAUCCACAGCACCACCAGCAGCAUCCUCAUCCCCAUCCGCACCCACACCCACAGCAGCAGCAGCAGCAGCAUCCUGGCAAUAGUUGUCAACCGCAAACCGCAGCUACGACGGCCGCAUCCUCGUCGUCGUCACCUGGCAGCACAAUUAGCGAUAGCGACAACAAUCACAGCACCAGUAGCAAUGGCCAGAGCCAGAGCAACUCUGGCCAGGAUGGGCGACCGCAUGGGGAGAUGGGCAAUGCAAAUGGAGACGAGGACAACGGCAAUCGAAGAUUAACGCAAGAAAAGCAGCAGCAACUGUUAACCGGUCAAGCCGGUGGUGGGGGUAACCCUGGACACGGUGGCCUUCCAACACCACCGCCACCACUCCCGCAAGCGAUUCAUCCAGUGAUUGCCAAACCCAUGCCCAGCCGACCGACCCCAUUUCUGCCUCACACCCUCAACCAUCCGCACUUGCACUCGCUGCUGGCGCACUGCCGCAAUCCCUACAUGAGUGUUGGCGCCCAAGUGUUUCCCCUGCCGCCGGGCCAGGGCUUCCCCUGGGCCCAUUCGACGCGUGGCAAGCCCCGACGUGGCAUGAUGCGACGUGCCGUCUUCUCAGACUCCCAGAGAAAGGGGCUGGAGAAGCGCUUCCAGCAGCAGAAAUACAUCAGCAAGCCGGAUCGCAAGAAGCUGGCCGAAAGACUGGGCCUAAAGGACUCUCAGGUGAAAAUUUGGUUUCAGAAUCGCCGGAUGAAGUGGCGCAACUCCAAGGAGCGCGAGCUGCUGGCCAGCGGCGGUUCCCGCGACCAGACGCUGCCCAACAAGAACAAUCCCAAUCCGGAUCUGUCCGAUGCCAAGUGCGAUCGACCCCUCACACCGAUUUCCCCCUCCCUGCUCUCGCCCAAUGGCAGUGUCACACCCCCGCCCGGUGCCAUUGCCAAGGAUGAACCGCCGCCGGCUGCUGUCACACCCAAAUCACCGCAGUCCGUCAGCAGCAGGAGCUCUCCGUGUCAUCCGUCGGCGGGAUAUGGAAUGCAAAUGAGCUCGCCGCCCCCACUGCUCACCAGCCUCAAGAUGAGCGAUCAGUCGGGCACGCCCACACCCACGGGAGGAUCGGGUGGAGCAGCCACAACGGUUUCAUCGGCUGCCUCUUCGCCUCCGGGGGCGAGCAGUGCGGCAGAGUUUCAGGCCAAGAUCAAUGCUGAGAUGCAGAAGCAGCUGGUGGCCGCCGAUCUUAAGUUCAAGUUGGAGAACAGCAUCCAGGAGGCGAAGCAGCGGCGGUUCGAGCAACUGCAGCAGCAGCUCCAUCACUCGCCCCACUUCACGGCAAUGCGAGAGGUGGAGCUGGCGGCCGCCGCAGCAGCCGCACAGCUGCAUCACCAUCACCAGCAGCAGCAGCAACAGCAGCAGCAACAACAGCAGCAGCAGCAACAGCAACAACAACAACAACAGCAGCAACAGGGAUCAGAGUUCAUGAAGCUGUACUACGACGACUACGAUGACUCCAACUCCGAUAGCGAUGAGGAGAUCAGUGUGACGUGAUUCGGUGGACGGAUCACUGUAAAUAUACAAUACAUAUAAUAUAUAAUUGUAAAUUUAUUGAUGCAUUGAAAUUAUAGUAUUUAAUAUAUGUAUAAUAUUUUUUUUUGAAUCUAAAUAACG